AUGGCAGCUGAUGCAGCUACAAAAAAAGAACUGCAGCAUCCAAUCACCGGAGAGUGCGAGCCGUGCGUGUGCGUCUCAUGCGUGUGCGUGUCAUGCGAGUGCGAGCCGCGAGUGUGCGUGUCCUGCGUGUGCGUGUCAUGCGUGUGCGUGUCAUGCGUGUGCGUGUCAUGCGUGUGCGUCUCAUGCGUGUGCGUGUCAUGCCUGUGCGUCUCAUGCGUGUGCGUGCCAUGCCUGUGCGUCUCAUGCGUGUGCGUGUCAUGCCUGUGCAUGCGUGUGCGUGUCAUGCGUGUGCGUGUCAUGCGUGUGCGUGUCAUGCGUGUGCGUGUCAUGCGUGUGCGUGUCGUGCGUGUGCGUGUCAUGCUUAGUGACUGGCAUGCUUCUGUCUUCAGUGUGAGUGCUGCCUACAGUGUCACUGCUGCCUACAGUGUCACUGCUGCCUACAGUGUUACUGCUGCUUACAGUGUCACUGCUGCCUACAGUGUUACUGCUGCUUACAGUGUCACUGCUGCCUACAGUGUUACUGCCGCCUACAGUGUCACUGCUGCCUACAGUGUCACUGCUGCCUACAGUGUCACUGCUGCCUAG
This is a messenger RNA of Hyalella azteca, 585 nucleotides long. RefSeq lists its product as uncharacterized. The transcript is spliced from 3 exons. NCBI's taxonomy places the organism in Eukaryota, Metazoa, Arthropoda, Malacostraca, Amphipoda, Hyalellidae. The coding region runs from base 1 to 585 and encodes 194 amino acids. The record is from RefSeq and is a predicted model, not a curated record.